AUGCCAGUCCUCCAAGAAGUCUCCGACGAAGCCCAAUUCAACUCCCUAAUCCAAUACGCCAACCCCACAACCCUCGCCAUCCUCUACUUCCACACGCCCUGGGCCGCGCCCUGCGCGCAAAUGCGCACCAUCCUCGAAACCCUCGCCUCCACCUACCCUUCCUCCUCAGAUAUCACAUUCCUCUCCAUCAACGCCGAAGAACUCGCCGACGUGAGCGAGUCAUACGACGUAACGGCAGUUCCCUUCCUGGUGUUGCAGCGCGACGGGAAGGUGUUGGAGACUGUCAGCGGCAGUGAUGCCGCGAAGGUGCGCGCUGCGGUGGAGAAGCAUGCUGGAUCAGGUGGUGCACAGGGGAAGGCGAAGGUGCCGCCGCCGCUGAGUGCGGAUCCGAGUGUUGCUCCAAAGGCGAAGGUGGACAAGGAGGAGGGGGAGACGGUGAACGGGCAUGGUGAGGCGAAGACUUUUGGCGCGUAUAAGCCGGACGAGGGUCAGACGAACGGGAGCCCGAAUGGGGAAGUUGAUAAGGCGGAGUUGAACACGCGGUUGGCGAAUUUGGUUAAGGCUGCGCCGGUCAUGCUCUUCAUGAAAGGCACCCCAUCGGCGCCGCAAUGUGGCUUCAGCCGCCAACUCGUCUCCCUCCUGCGCGAGAACUCAGUCAAAUAUGGUUUCUUCAACAUCCUCGCCGACGACGACGUCCGCCAAGGCCUAAAAGAAUACUCCGACUGGCCCACCUUCCCCCAACUAUACACCAACGGCGAGCUCGUGGGCGGACUAGACAUCGUCAAGGAAGAGCUAGAUGCUGAUCCGGAGUUCUUUGAUGCGUUCAAGGCGAAUGGGAGUGCGGUCGCUGCUGGAGCUUAG
This is a messenger RNA of Cyphellophora attinorum, 861 nucleotides long. RefSeq names its product Monothiol glutaredoxin-3. Lineage: Eukaryota; Fungi; Ascomycota; Eurotiomycetes; Chaetothyriales; Cyphellophoraceae. Gene Ontology annotation, molecular function: 2 iron, 2 sulfur cluster binding. The transcript has 3 exons. Bases 1 to 861 code for a protein of 286 amino acids. The record is from RefSeq and is a predicted model, not a curated record.